Messenger RNA from Trichomycterus rosablanca, 5653 nucleotides. RefSeq names its product protocadherin-related 15b (gene pcdh15b). The coding region runs from base 115 to 5592 and encodes 1825 amino acids. Lineage: Eukaryota; Metazoa; Chordata; Actinopteri; Siluriformes; Trichomycteridae. The record is from RefSeq and is a predicted model, not a curated record. The transcript has 35 exons. Gene Ontology annotation, cellular component: stereocilium; catenin complex; plasma membrane. Gene Ontology annotation, molecular function: cadherin binding; calcium ion binding. Gene Ontology annotation, biological process: inner ear development; homophilic cell-cell adhesion; sensory perception of sound.
GGAGGAUUUCUCACCAUGUUCUCUCUUCUGAGACACUUUCACCUUGCAUCGGAGUGACCCGGAUUACCUGCUUCUCCUGCUAGCAUGGUGGGUCUGCAGUGAUCCUCGAGGAAGAUGUCGUGGGUGCUCAGAUGGUUGACGAUCAGCAUCGGCGUCCUCCUGAUUCCAGCUCUCUGCUGGUCCCAAGCCUCAGAUGACUGGCAGUAUGAGGAAUGCAAGCUCUCCAGAUCGGGUCCACCAGCCACCAUCGUAGCCAUCGAUGAGGGGAGUCCGAACGGGACGGUGUUGGUGGAGAACAUGCACAUCAACGGUCAGGCUGAAGAUCCUGACCGGACCAUCUCAUUAUCUCUUAAAGACAACUACGAGCACUGGGUCAUCCUGGAUCCGGCCAAACAGCGUCUGUACCUGAACAGCACCGGGAGAGAUCUGGACCGAGACCCUCCGUCCUACCUUCAUUCCAUCGUGGUGCAGGUCCAGUGCACCAACGAACUGGUCGGUACGGUGAUUCUUCACGAGGUUCGGAUCGUGGUGAGGGAUCGUAACGAUAACGCCCCUCGCUUCCAGCAGCCGCGCUACUACGUGGCUGUUAAUGAGCUGACUCCUGUGGGCACCACCAUCUUCUCUGGAUUCAUGGGGAACAACGGUGCCGUCGACAUCGACGACGGGCCGAACGGACAAAUCGAGUACACCAUCCGCUACAAUCCUCACGAUCCGGCGGCGAACAGAACCUUCGACAUCCCGCUGACGCUGUCCGGCUCCGUGGUGCUGAGAGAGAGACUGAACUACGAAGAGAUCACGCGCUAUCUGGUCACCAUCCAGGCAAACGAUCGAGCUCCUGAUCCUAAAUACCGACUGACCGCCACCACCACGCUAACCAUAGAUGUUCUGGAUGGAGAUGAUUUGGGCCCCGUGUUCCUGCCCUGCAGUCUGGUGGAGAACACGCGUGAUUGCAAGCCGCUGACAUACAGGGCCACAGUCCUGGAGCUGGCCGACCCAAGCAGUGCAAACCCAGUGAACGUCACCCCUCCCAUUCAAGCCGUGGAUCAGGAUCGGAACAUCCAGCCCCCCUCGGAUCGCCCUGGGAUCCUCUACUCCGUCCUCAUCGGCAAUCCGGCAUCCUACUCCGAGUACUUCACCCUGAACGGCAGCACGGCCGAGCUCCGACUCCUGCAGCCCAUCAGCCGCGAGCAGCACCAGGGAUUCGACCUUAUAAUCAAGGCCGAGCAGGACAACGGUCACCCGCUCCCGGCCUUCGCCAGCCUUCACGUGGAGGUGCUGGACGAGAACGAUCAGGCUCCGUACUUCCAGGCGACGUCCUUUCACGGCUUCGUUCUGGAAUCUGCUCCGGUCGGCACCACCAUCUCCGGCAGCGCCAACCUGUCGUCCCCCCUCACCAUCGUCGCUCUGGAUAACGACGUCGAGGAGACCAGAGACCCCAUGGUGCGAAUCACUCUGGACGGCUACCACGGCGUCUUUGCUGUCACGCCCAGCGGGAUUGUUCGCUACCUGACACUCCUGAAGCCUCUGGACCGCGAACAGCAGCAGAGUUACAGCUUCACGAUGCUCGCCUCUGACGGGGUUCACCUGAGCUCCCCGGUCACCGUUAAUAUCACAGUGAUGGAUGCCAACGACAACACGCCCACCUUCCCUGACGUCUCCUACAGCGUCCGGGUUUACACAGACGCGUCGCCCGGGGAGGUCGUGUUCCGGCUGACGGCGGUGGACGCUGACGAGGGCAGUAACGGUUUGAUAAACUACAUCAUUGUGGCGGGAGGUCAGGGUCACUUCAGCAUCGAUAAUCGUACAGGAGCGAUCAGCGUGACACCCGGCGUCGGUCUUACCGUGGGAAGAUCCUACGCCCUUACGGUCAAGGCUGAAGAUGCCGCCCCCACCGCCAUUAGAAGGAGCUCCAUCACCACCGUGUACAUCGAGGUGUUGCCCCCGAAUAACCAGAGCCCCCCGCGCUUCCCCCAGCUCCUCUACAGCCUGGAGAUCAGCGAGGCCGUGAGAAGUGGAGCCACCAUCCUCAACCUGCAGGCAACAGACCGGGAAGGAGAUCCCAUUACCUACAGCAUCGUCAGCGGAGAUCCUGAUAACAUCUUCGAGAUCGACCAAACAUCUGGUCUGUUGCUGCUGGUGAAGACGCUGGACAGGGAGACCCAGGAUCUCCACACGCUGGCAAUAUCAGCCUCUGAUGGCAAGUCAGAUGAGACCUCCAGCGUCACAGUUAACAUCCAGGUGACGGACGUGAACGAUAACGACCCCGUGUUUGAUCCCCCUCUGCUCCAGAAUCUGACGGUUCCAGAGGAGCAGGCGAACGCUUUUGUGGGUCGGGUGAAGGCAGUGGAUCUGGACCUGGGGCCGAACGGGCGUGUCCAGUAUCGGCUCCUGAGCCACGCCGAGCUCUUCCGGAUCGGUGCGGACGGGGGCAUCUGGACAUCGGUUCCUCUGGACCGAGAGCUGAGGGAGCAUUAUGAGCUGGUGGUGGAGGCGUGGGACGCUGCCCCGGACCCCCGGAGAACCUCGGCUAGCGUCUCUAUCACCGUACUGGACAUAAACGACAACAGUCCUGUGUUCUCUCGGCCGUCCUACGAUGUCAUUUUGCCCGAGAACAGCCCUGCUGGCAUGAUCAUCGUUAACCUGACGGCCUUCGACGCCGACCUGAACUCCAACAUCAGCUACCGCAUCAGGACACACGAGAGCGGGGGAAUGUUCCGGAUCGACCCCGUUACAGGAGAGCUGAGGGUGCUGCAGACGCUGGAUUUUGAGAAGCUUUCACCUGAUGAUGUCACACACACCCUGGUGGUGGAGGCGGUGGAUUGUGAUGGCAUCAUGCCACCCGGAUUAGCUACUGUUUCAGUCACCAUAACGGACGUGAACGACUUCUCGCCCGUGUUCACCCGGACUGUGUAUCGAGGCAUGGUGGCGCCCAACGCGCUCAAAGGAACCGUUAUCACCAGCGUGCAGGCCGAGGACUGGGACACGCCGGGCACCGCGGCCAGUCGAGUGCAUUAUAAAGUGGAUCUGGACCAGUUUACCUACAGCGCCAGCAUCUUCGACGUGGAGGAAGACACGGGCGACAUCCUCACCAGGGUCAACCUCAACGAGGAGCCCAACACCAAAUUCACUCUGGCGGUUAUCGCUUACGAUGAUGGUGAGCCGGUGAAGUCCAAUAAGACGAUGGUGGAAAUUACCGUCCUGCAGCCCUCGGCCAUUCCUGUCUUCACUCAGGAAGAGUACAGGUUUUCACCAGUCAGUGAGAACGCUCCUGCUGGCAGAGUGGUAGGGAUCAUUCUGGCUGCUUCUAUAAACCAGAGCAUCGUGUACUCCAUCAUUGAGGGGAAUGAAGGUGGCGAAUUCGACCUGAACAACCAGACGGGCGUAAUCAGUACAGCUAAGCCGCUGGACUAUGAAAGCACCAACGUUUACGUGCUACGUGUGGAGGCUGAUUCCAUGAGAGUGAUCUCCUCUAACCUGCGAGCUCCUGCCAAAAGUAACACAGCCAAGGUGAUCAUAGAGGUCCAGGAUGAAAACGACCAUCCUCCUGUUUUCACAAGAUCGCUCUACCUGGCUGGAGUCACAGAAGAGGCCAAGACCUUCACGUCAGUCCUCCAGGUUCAGGCGUUCGAUGAGGACACGGGGAAUCACAGCGUCAUGCAGUACAGACUCAUCCUGCCGCCGACAACGGAGGGGAAGGACAGCUUCAUGAUCGAGCCCUACACCGGCAUCAUCAAGACCGCCAUCAUGUAUCGCAACAUGCGUCGGUCCUACUUCAGAUUUGAGGUUGUCGCUACAGACGAUUACGGACAGGGUCUGAGCGGCAGCGCAGAGGUGGUGGUGUCGGUGGUGAAUCAGCUGGACAUGCAGGUCGUGGUGUCCAACGUUCCUGCUACUGUAGUGGAGCAGAACAAGGAGCAGCUUAUCAGGAUUCUGGAGCAUUACGUUCAGGACCAAAUUCCUGGUGCCAAAGUGGUGGUGGAGUCCAUCGGGCCGAGGCGGUACGGUGACAGCUACGAGCAGGACGACUACACCAGCUCCGACCUCAUGGUUUACGCCAUCGACCCGCUGACCAACAGAGCUCUGUCCAGAAAGGAGUUGUUCAAGUUCCUGGAUGGGAAGCUCCUGGACAUCAAUAAGGAAUUUCAGCCCUACCUGGGGCGCGGCGGGCGCAUCCUGGAGAUCCGCACCCCUGACAUUGUGCAGAACGUUAAGAAGGCCAUGCAGUCCGUAGGAUACACGGAGGGAGCCCUGCUGGCCCUGGCCGUCAUUAUCGUGGUCUGCUGCGUCCCCGCCAUCCUCAUCGUCAUCCUCACCUACCGACAAUUUAAAGAACGACAGGCCGAGUGCGCCAAAACCGCCAGGAUUCAGAUGGCUCUCCCGGCUGGCAAACCUGGCGGCAUCUCCACCAACAAUCUGUACGAAGAGCUGGGCGACGCCACCAUGCCUAACGCCACAGGGUGCACCCAGGAGGACGCCGGGCGCCACCAGCUCAUCAGUUCGUUCGCACCACGUAAACAUUCCCUGGCCAACGGCGUCCUGCUCAACAACCUCCCGCGCUCCGAGAGCAACGUGACCUUUCUGACCGACGAGAACCCCCUGACCACCACCAACCCGCUCUACCGCGACGAUGGGCACGCCGGGAGCCCUGAUGGGUGCCUCAUGGACCUGCUGGGUCAGCGCUCACCCGGCAUCAAGAGCUUGAAGGACUUGGAGCUGCGGUUUCCCGCCGAGACGUCGGGGCAUUCGAGGACGCUGCCGUCCAGGCUGCACCCACUUCGCCGUCAGGCGGUGACCGACCCAGUACAGUGGAAGCUGGAGCUACUUAAGGUGGAGCUGAAAGACUGUUCUGAUAAGGGAUCUGAACCCAAACUGACCGUGAGGGAACAGGCUCGGCAGUUUGAGCAGCAGGUCCAGCAAGACGCUCCUCCACGUCAAGGUUCACUGUCUUCAGAAUACCUGCUGUCCUCUUCCACGCCGCCAUGUGGCGUUGGCGUACGAAAGCGGAACGAUGACGACGCUCCUCCAGCCAUCUUUAUAACCCAAAGUGACACCACGCCCCCACCGAGCCGCAGACCGACCCCACCGGGCCUUCAGAAGUACCUCAGCGUGCCCUCCCACGUCGAAGAGACCUACGAGGUCAACGUCGAGAUCAUCCCCGAUCCUCCGAACAUUCCCGCACCACCACCACCCUCCUCCCCGACUUCCAGCCCUCCACUUGGUUCCUCCACCCCGCCUCCGCCACCUCAGCCGUGCCCUCCACCGCCUCCUCCUCUGCCGCCGCCGUCCACCGUCCCGCCCCUCCGCCCGGUGGUGCCGCGCCCCCCUCCGCCGCCUCCCCCGGUCGAACCGGAGCCUCCCAAAAAAGAACUCAAGGGCAUCCUUAAGAACAUCCAGAACAUAGCGGACAUCGAGAAAUCCAUCGCCAACAUGUACAGCCAAAUAGACAAAAAGCAGCGGCCGCCACAGAGGCCGCGGGCGUCCGAACGGUCCAGAGGGGGCGAGCCGGAGGAUUCGGGUCGAGAGGCGCAGAAGCAAAACGCCACGGUGGAAGAGCUGGACGCGUGUUCUUCAUCACAGUCCACGAUCCUCUAACUCUGCUUUCUGUUUCUCAUCUUCAUGUGAAUUUUAUUUACAUUCGCAUCUAUUUGUUCUG